UGCGUUCCGGCCCGGCGAAGCUGUUCCCCUCUUGGCUUUCUUUACCCGCUCGGCUCUUCAGAUUCGCCACAGAAUAACCGUCCUCCCCCUGCCCUUAUUGUAAACGAUAAAAAUCCCCCGGUGGUGUAUGGAGGUGCCUGGCUCGGAGUAAACCCGGGGCGGGAGCAAAAGAGCGGGGGAGCUGGGACGCCGUGUGGAAUGUGCUGAGGCGGAAGGGCAGGCGGCUUCCCCCAGUCGCCGCUGCCCGGGCACCCGGGAGACCGGUGCUGGUUGGGAACAAAGGGCCGAGGCCGGCGCCGGAGCGGAAUUUGAGAUAUAAUGUCAGCUGGCUGAAAAUUUAUAUACCAAAAUGUCAAAAAGGCCAUCCUAUGCCCCACCUCCCACCCCUGCUCCCACAACCCAAAUGCCCAGCACACCAGGGUUUGUGGGAUACAAUCCAUACAGCCAUCUGGCCUACAACAACUACAGGCUGGGAGGGAACCCGGGCACCAACAGCCGGGUCACGGUAGGAGAAUCAACUAUUACAUCAUCCGGCAAACAACAGGAAUUGACCAGAAAUGGCUUUAGAGCUUCCUCUGGUAUUACAAUUCCCAAACCCCCAAAGCCACCAGAUAAGCCUCUGAUGCCCUACAUGAGGUACAGCAGGAAGGUCUGGGAUCAAGUGAAGGCAUCCAACCCUGACUUGAAGUUAUGGGAAAUUGGCAAGAUCAUUGGAGGGAUGUGGCGAGAUCUCACUGAUGAGGAGAAGCAAGAGUACUUGAAUGAAUAUGAAGCAGAAAAGAUAGAGUACAAUGAAUCCAUGAAGGCCUACCAUAACUCGCCUGCUUACCUUGCCUACAUCAACGCAAAGAGUCGGGCUGAGGCUGCGUUAGAGGAGGAAAGCCGACAAAGGCAAUCACGCAUGGAGAAAGGUGAACCCUAUAUGAGCAUCCAACCAGCAGAAGACCCAGAUGAUUAUGAUGAUGGAUUUUCUAUGAAGCACACAGCUACAGCCCGUUUUCAGAGGAACCACCGUCUGAUUAGUGAGAUACUGAGUGAAAGUGUAGUACCAGACGUCCGCUCCGUUGUUACUACAGCUAGAAUGCAAGUUCUCAAACGUCAAGUUCAGUCCUUAAUGGUUCAUCAGCGAAAACUGGAAGCUGAGCUCCUGCAAAUAGAAGAGCGCCACCAGGAAAAGAAGAGGAAGUUCUUGGAAAGCACAGAAUCCUUUAACAAUGAACUGAAGAGGUUAUGCAGUUUGAAGGUGGAGGUGGACAUGGAAAAAAUAGCAGCUGAAAUUGCUCAGGCUGAGGAACAGGCCCGCAAGAGGCAAGAGGAAAGGGAAAAAGAAGCAGCUGAGCAAGCUGAACGCAGUCAAACUAAUGCAGCACCUGAGGAAGAGCAAGCAGUUAACAAGACAGAGGAGAAGAAGGAAGAAGAGAGCACUCCCAUGGAGACAGAGGAGGCUCACCCAGAAGAAACUACAGAGAACCAGCAGAACGGCGAAGAAGGAACGUCCACACCCGAAGAUAAGGAGAGUGGCCAGGAAGGGGUUGACAGUACUGCAGAGGAAGGAACUAGUGAUAGUAACACUGGUUCAGAGAGCAAUAGCGCAACCGUUGAAGAGCCUCCAGCAGACCCUACCCCUGAGGAUAGUGAGAAGAAAGAAUAAAUAUUGGCUUAUUUCAUGUCUCUUCUUAAAGUAUUGUUUUGAGUUUAAAAUGUGCUGGGGUUUUUUUUUUUGUUUUUGUUUUUUUGGUAUCUUCCUUGUCCAUAUCAUUUGUCACCAAAGGAUACUGGGCAUUAACUACUUGAUUAUCAUAAAGUAUCAACACCAGCGUGGCCAACCUAAAGGGGCCUUUGGGGGUGAGGAAUGUCUUGAUAGUAACCUAGAAAGGAAAAGACAGUAUUUGUGUCUUUUACCAGUGCUCUGUGAUAUAAAGAUAGUAUCCUUCAUGGGCUGGAUUCCUUCCCCCAGCCCAAGUUAAUAAUUUUUUACAUAAGAAAUAUCAGGUACCUACUCUGUCUGUUCUAACUAGGAACUCCUUCAGUGACUGAUGUGGCAUCCCCUCCCAUUCAGCUGAAGACUGGGUAAAGUACAGCUUGGGUUUGACCUUUUGUGUGGGUCACCAGUCCAUUCCAGUUCUCUGCCUUAGCCUCAGGUGUUUUCCUCCAAAUCCAUGAUCUUGGUUAUCAUAAGGGAGUACUAAAUAUGUAGCAAGGGAGUUGAUAUCUCAACCCUGGAUGUUAAUGAAGUUGCAUUGAAUUGGCUGUUGGGGAAACUUUUGUUUGCAGCAUUUGUAUUCACUUCUAUACAAUAAACACUGGUUGGGAUUAAAAUUUUUAGAUGCUCUAGUGCAGUUUGCAUUGGUGCCAACGAAGAAACUCCAUUUGUUCCAGGCCAUAAUAGCGAGAUCAGACCUCUUAUUGCAUAAGCCCCUCCACAGUUUGUUUUGCUUUGCUUUGUUUCUCUCUCUCUCUCUAACUUAAAUUCCUCUGGCUAAAAUAAUGGAUUUGUCUUUCAGGUAGUUGUCAUGUUGUUAUCCAUAUGCCAGGAAAAGAGCAUGAAGUGUUAAAAGGGAUAAAAGUUCAGCAGCAUGGCAUGUGUUGCCACUUUGCUUUUAUAGCUGCCUCCCUUUUUGCCAAGUGCAAUAUCUCCAGUAAGUGCCAAGUCCUUCAGCUUUUGCUCACUGAAAACUUGCCUUUAAAUCUGUGAAGAGAUUUUCUCAGUGAGGGCUACAGGACUUGGUCCUACUUCUUCUGUGUGGUCUCUGCUCUCUUUCUUGCAGUAACAGUAACUGUUUCACAAGAGAGAAAAGGCAGGUUGUUCUUGUAUGCUCUGAAAAGUUGCGUGCACAUUUCCAAAUGAUCAGAAGCUCAAUCUGCUUCAAAUGCUAUUACUGUGGUUAUGGUAAGCCUCAGGGCUGUUUAUGUAAUGUGGGAUUCGUAUCCGCCUCAGUCCUUGUUCGUCUGUGCUCUUUGAUGCCUUUGUUCAAUACAAACAACUUUAUCCAAAGGUGUGGCAGAAAUAUAAAGCAAGGGAAUGUUUAAAUGUCAUAUUUCUUGCCCUCCCAUGCUUACUCCAUUGUGAACUGAGAACAGUAAAAAAUAGACACCUCCCUUGACGUGAGCUUUCAAAAUCUCUGGCAGUUUCAAAACAUGAAAAUUUUGUUAUCCCCCACCCCAAACCACCACCCCUUCCAAAUAAAAUGCUCAGUAACUUUUGAUAAAAUUAAGGCAGACACAAGACAUUUCAUGACUUUUUCCAGCUAAAAGAGACCACACGAUGCAUUUGCUUCAUGUAAACUCUAGUAUGUUUUUACUGAAUAGUAGUAUUUCUGAUAGUGUGUUCUCUUUUAAAAAAAAACAAACAAAAAAACACCCUUUUGGUCUUUUUUUAAAUGUUCUAAACAUAAUAAAAUAGAACAUGUUGUUUUUUUUUAAAAAAUCUGCAUCGGUCUGUGUUAUCUGUGUAUUCAGACAUUGGCUAUAUUUGAUACGAGCUUCCCCCUCCUUCCCCGCCCCAGCACUUCUCCCUUUUAAAUCAGAGAUGAGCUAAAAUUUGAAGUCCACUCACUAUACACAAGCCUCACUUCUGUAGUAUAUUAAAUGCAAAAAGUUAUUCUGCAAUAAUACUUGUCUUUGGGUUGGUUUGUGUUUUGGUUUUUGUAUUUGCUCUUCGCUGAAGAGCUAACAUGCCAAAUAUCUCUGAAAAGAAUUCUAAUUGUGUCUUUCAGUUUAAACUACUGAACACAAAAGAUUUGAAGUGGAAAUGCCAUAAGGAGCAGCUGGCUUGUGAACCUUUUGCAUAUAAACAUUUAACUCCCCUUGACUGACUUGAAAUAAUAACUGAAAUGUUGUUAGAACAAAAUGAAAUUUCCACAACAUGUUUUGGUUUGGAUUAAAAGCAAUAAUUGGUUUGCAAGAGAUGAAGAACCAACCGUGAAAUCUGAGUAUUUUAACAUCCUAGCAUAAAUUCUGCCAUGGGUCACUGCUGUGCAGCCCCCUUGACAUCAGCGGAUUUCACAAACAUUAAGGAGGGCUGGACUUGGCCUUUGGGUUCCCACAGGCAAAUUGUAACUAAAUCAUAUAUUGCAUUACUUCCUUUUAAAUUGUGCAUUUGCUGUGUAUACAUGCAAAAUGUAUAUCAUUUCCUCUUGCUGUACAUACUGGUUAGAUUCAUGUACACACUGUCCAGGAGGGGAACUGAAUAUGUGAGAUGCUAUUUCUUAACCUCUUGACAGUUGGUGCUGAGUAGAGGCUUUCGCUGGACUGCCUUCGGUAAUCAUUAAAACAUGUGGGUUCUUGUGUGAAACAGCAUUGGGACUUGCCAUCUAGAGUAUUGCUUUAAGUCCUUAUUAUGGAAAUUAUACUAACACUCACACACACACAAUCACAAUCACAAGUUUCACCAAGCUUCAGCGUGCAUAUGUUUUGUCUUGUUUUACCCUUUGGGCAAAUCUUGUUGGAAUAAUAACACAUUUUCAAAACAUUUGCUUGUUGAGGCAGUGAAGAAUACACUUGUUCUAUAACCAGGCCAGUGAAAAGUGAAUAUUGCUUGCACACCAGGAAUGAUUAUAAGCCAGUUAAUACAGAUAAUUUAACUUUAGAUGUUUGUUAAAAUGUACACAUCUGCAUACCUAUCUUUUUAAUUAGUACUGCAGAUUAAAUAGCAUAAAAUACAAAGAUCAAAAUACAGUUGGAAGUAAGGGAGGAUGGUAAUUAAUGGAUCUUUCGUAGCUUAGCAGAGAUAAAACGGCAAACUACUCAAGUGGAUUAUUUAAUUCUCUAAAAGGAAAAUCGAUAGUUAUGAUUUUGGCACGUGUCCUGAGGAGAAAAGUGCUUAUUGAUGAUUGAGUGGGGAGAGAAUUCCAAAACAUGUGAGUGUGGAAGCUUUGAUGGAAAUCUUGGUUACACCUGAAUCUUGUGGAAAAGAUUGCUUGAUUUUUUUUAAUGUCUUUUUGUAUGCUUUUUAAAACAAGCCAUGUGGAACAAAGACCAAAACCUAAAAGCUGUUCUAAAUACUGUCUGUAAAAGUCAGGCUCUCCUCAGGUGAGAUGAGUGGUGUUCGAACUUUAUGCUUAAACAGCUGUAUCUGUAUUGGUUAAAUUACGUUUCAGGAGUUUCCCACCUUUAACUUCACAAAUUUGUUCCUGGAAACACAGCUACUAAGAUUCUUGAGAGGAGUGAAUUUUUCUAGAAAUUACAUGUUUGGUUGUAACUGCUCCAGAAAGGUAGGUAUCUAUGUAUGGUUUUAAAAGUCCCUCUAACAAUUUGGCCUGCCCUUUCUAAAGAAAUGUACCACCCUGGGGAAAAAAAUAGUAUCUGAUCCAGACACAACAAGCUUGAUAAUCUAGGUGCUCAUGCUAAAUUCAGCUACACAUUUUCUUGCUCUCUUGGGUGGAAGAGAGACCUUUAGUAAGCAGAAUCAGAUUCAUUAUAUACUUGUCACUACAAAAGACUUUUUUUAAUUGCCUUCCAGACCAAAGGCAAAAUUUGUCACAAAGAAAUCUUAAACUUGUCUUAACUACCCCCUUCAAAAGCGUUUAGUUCCUACAUAAUAUAAAAAUUCUCAAAUUGUUACACAAAUACUUUAUUUGAAUCACAGAAGCCUUGAUCCACAAAGGGUCUUGGGUAUUGCAAUGCUGAGCAUCAUGGCACCUAGAAAAUCACAGGAACACCACUGCAAUCCACAAAGCCUGAAUUAGGCACUUACGCUCCCUAUACAAUGAAUUGGGGGAGAGAGGCGUCUUUCAGUGCGAUAGGUAAGGGGCUACUGAUGAGGGGGGGAUUGUGCAAAAUCCUACCCCUCGGUCAGAGGCAGGUGCCUAUCUCUGCUUAGUGAUCCCCAAAUGGGAAUUCAUCUGGUUGCGGGAAUGAGUUAGAUGCCUGGCUCAGUCCACACAAAGGAGCUGGGGAAGAGGGGGUGCCACCCACCUUUUAACUUUUAGCCCAGUGGUUAGCAUUCACCUAGGAUGUUUGAGCCCUAGGUUUAAUUCCACCUUUGCCAGAGGGGAGAACAGAUUGGAACAGGGGUCGCUUACAUCUCAGAAGAGUGCCCUAGCCACUGAGCUCUCAGAUAUUGUAUGUAGACUAUAGAAUUGUGCUCUUUCUCUUGCUGUAUGACUUUUGAGUAUCCACAGUGCAACAGUCAUUGGGUCAGAGAGAGAAGAGAGAUUGUGAGAAUGACUCUAGUCCAGCGGCUCAGGCACACACUUGUGGUGAGUGACCCAGGGGCCAGCCCACCUGCUCCAAUCACUCGUUUAUCCACAGUGGAAGAGCUUCAACAGAAGAGAUGGAGGGAGCCCUGCAUCAGAGUAUCCCAGAGCUCAGUGAUUAGAACAUUCCUGAAAGGUGGGAGACCCCUAUUCAAAUCCUCCUCCCCACCACCAACCGUCCGUAAGAGCAGGUAAAUUUUACCUGGGUCUCCCACAUCCCAGAUGAGUGCUCUAACUAUUGGGUUAAAAAUUAUAAAGUGGAUGGCAGCAGCACCUCCUCAGAGUCUACCACAUCAGGUCCCAUUUAAAAUCUGGUCAGUCAGAGGCUGCCCAUGGGAUUGGGUCCUGCACACAACUAAGGUGGAUGCACACUUGCUUUCCCCCCAGGUCACGAAUUGCUCAGGGGUUUAGGUGGAAAAUACAGUGUCUGGAGAGCUAGACAGAGGCACCGGUGUACGUGCUCAGAAACAUUAUGUGCCUAAAAUCAUUUGGUGCCAUAGUUUGGUGGGAGUUUUGUGGAUCAUAGUGGAGAUUAAAAGUGGGACAGACUCCUAAACCCAAGACUUUGGUACCUGUGUGGAUAUGGGCUUGAGUUACUAAUGUAAUUGAUUCUUGCAAAUGUUUAGUUCUCUUAGUUUUGCGCUAUUAGUGCAGAGGCUUUUAAGUCUGAAAAUUCUGACAGCUGUUAAUAUUAAACUGUAACUUGCUCUAACCUAUUCUUACUCCAACAAUUAAAGUUACCUCUCUGUAAAUUUG
Messenger RNA from Caretta caretta (loggerhead turtle), 6953 nucleotides. It is a transcript of the gene SMARCE1, whose product is annotated as SWI/SNF related BAF chromatin remodeling complex subunit E1. The record is from RefSeq and is a predicted model, not a curated record. Gene Ontology annotation, molecular function: nucleosomal DNA binding; nuclear receptor binding. Gene Ontology annotation, cellular component: SWI/SNF complex. Lineage: Eukaryota; Metazoa; Chordata; Testudines; Cheloniidae. Gene Ontology annotation, biological process: negative regulation of DNA-templated transcription.